UUCUCAGCUGACUGUUGGAGGCUAGGGUGUAGGGAAGGAUAAAGGACAGUCAGUUUUCUUUCCAGAUUUCUGUAGGAUCAUAGGCCUUAGAGCUGGAAGGCACCCUAAAUAUCAUUUCUAGAUCAACCCCCUCAUUUUACAAAUAAGGAAACAGAGACUCAGGCCCCUUCCUAUUUCUUUUUCACUGACUAUUUAAAGAUCAAUUAAGGGAGAAGGAAUUUGUGGAAAAGGUGGUAGAGGCCUGAAGGAGCUCAAGCUGGAUAAAUUAUGAUGCCCUCAACCUCCUUGCAGAUAGUCCAUGAGGAGGUAUGCUGCUCCAUCUGUAGUGGCUUCCCUAGGGAUCCAGUGACUUACCUCUGUGGACAUAUCUUCUGCAGAUUGUGUCUCAUACCACCCUCACCAAAGGGUGCCCAUCCUCCUAGGCUGUGUCCAAUCUGCAAGGAGAAGAAGCAGCCAGAGGCCCUUCAGCCCCAGAGCUGGGCCACAAAGAACCUUAAGCUCCUGGGCCACGGAGGAGAGACUCACUGUGAUGAGCAUGGUGAGAAAAUUUACUUCUUCUGUGAGAAUGAUGGGGAGUUCCUUUGCGUGCUCUGCCGGGAGAGUUCCAAUCACCAGGCUCAUGCUGUGGUACUCUUGGAUGAAGCCACUCAACCCUACAGGGAACGACUGAAAAGUAGGUUAGAGGUCUUGCACGAAGAGAAAGAAGAAAUGGAGCGUAUGAAAUCUCGAGAAGAACAGAAACUCCAGGUGUUAUUGACCCAAAUUGAAUCCAAGAAGCAGCAGGUGGAAGAGGCAUUUGAACAGUUGCAGCAAAUACUUGAGGACCAACAGCGCCUUCUCCUGGAUAAACUGGGGGAGCUAAAAAAAGAGAUCUGGAAGGAGAGAGAUCAUUACAUUGACAAAGUCUCUGAAGAGAUUGUCCAGUUGGAUCUUCACAUAAAGGAGUUAGAGGGGAAGUGCCAACAGUCAGCAAAUGAACUCCUAAAGGAUGUCAAAAUGACCCAGAAUAGGUAUGAGAAAGAGAGAUUCAGUCCAGAAUCUAUUUCUCCUGGUCUGGCAAGAAGGAUCCAUGAUCUUCACCAAAAAAUGCGUGUUCUCCCAGAGAUGAUGGAGAAAUUCUCAGAAAACUUGCUGCUUCAUCUGGACACCAAUGCAGGAGGUAUCACUCUGGAUCCCCAGACUGCUAGCUGGAGCCUGAUCCUCUCCACGGACAGGAAAUCAGUGAGAUAUACCAAACAGAAGCAAAAUCUGCAAGAAAAUCCCCAGCGUUUUGAUAGACUACCUGCUGUGUUGGGUGCUCAAGGUUUCUCUUCUGGAAAACAUUCCUGGGAAAUCGAAGUAGUGCUAGGUGAUGGAGGUGGUUGUACUGUGGGUGUGGCCCGAGAAGACAUGAAGAGGAAAGGGGAUAUGGGCCUGAGCACUGAGGAGGGGGUUUGGGCUGUGAUUUUCUCUUAUCACCAGUGCUGGGCCAGCACCUGCCCAGGUACUGAUCUACAAUUGAAUGAAAUUCCCCACAGAGUUCAGGUGACUCUAGACUACAGUGGAGGACAUGUGACUCUCUCCAAUGCUGAGACCCAGACCACUAUCUUUACAUUUCUCACCUCCUUCUCAGGCAAAAUCUUUCCAUUCUUUGCUGUUUGGAAAAAGGGUUCCCAAUUGACUCUGAAAACCUGAAGUAAUGUUCUCCCUACUUCUAUUUCCCUAGACCCCUGUAUUCCCUGAGCUCUAGUAUAUAGCAGGUUUCAACUUCCUUCCUUUUCAGCUUAUUUCUAGUCAAAUCUUUAGAUAUAUAGAAAUUGUUCCAAGAAUGUUUCACUUCCAAUGCUGAGACAAAUUAACCUAACUUUUACAUAAUGUCAGUAGUGGUAGAAUCGAAUGAAAAUUUACUGAAUAUCUAUUGAACUUUAGGGGAUAUAUGGAGGGUGAGGAAAAGGAUGAAUGUUAAAAAAAGAUACUUCCUGGGUCACCUAAUUGGAAAGAAAAUAGAUAAGUUCAGGUUUUGGUUUCAUUAACUAUAAAAUAGGGGUGUUUGACUAGUUCUCUCUUAGAACUUGCCAGUUCUAACCUUCUGUCCCUAGUAGAUUUCAUUCUAUAUCCAUCUUAUACACUUUAUCUUAGAUAAAACAUGGCCCUGUGUCCCAAGGUAUGGACUUACUUGGAAUUAUAAUAUUUCAGAUAACACCUCCAAAAAUCAGCUUAUGUUGCUCCCACCCAAGAUUUCCUCUGAAAAAUUUCUUAAUGUGGUUCAAAUAUGUCUUGGUAUCCACAUAUGGGUAAAAAGAGUUCUGUAUGAGCCCUCAAAUAACAAUGCUUAUAUUGAAUUCAAAAUAGCCUUUAUUAGACCUUACAAAAAGGGCAGAAAACCAUAAAGCUCUUCCAAUAAAACCUAUAAUCAAUACAGUUCUUCUGUCUUCUCUAGUGAAUUCAUGUUCUGACCCUGGAGACCUAGCGAGGCACCCAAAUUUAUAAAAUCCUUAAGUCUUGGGCUCCUUUCAUAAAGGAAACAAAACAGGAGUUGCUAAAGGGACAAGUCCCUUGACCUUCUGAUAAUUCCUGUAUUACAGUGAUACACAUAGGCAUCUGGUUUUAUGAUUCAAUGAGAAGAGUGAUCUCACUUUGAAACAAAAAGAACUUGUGAUUAUUGGACGGGAAUGGGACUCUUUCCACUGUUCAAAGAAUUCAAAGUUAUAAUAAAGAGCAAAGUCCAGA
This is a messenger RNA of Sarcophilus harrisii (Tasmanian devil), 2709 nucleotides long. It is a transcript of the gene TRIM15, whose product is annotated as tripartite motif containing 15. The transcript has 7 exons. The coding region runs from base 268 to 1674 and encodes 468 amino acids. Gene Ontology annotation, molecular function: protein binding; zinc ion binding. NCBI's taxonomy places the organism in Eukaryota, Metazoa, Chordata, Mammalia, Dasyuromorphia, Dasyuridae. The record is from RefSeq and is a predicted model, not a curated record.